Molecule: messenger RNA, 465 nt
Organism: Emiliania huxleyi CCMP1516
Lineage: Eukaryota; Haptophyta; Isochrysidales; Noelaerhabdaceae
Exons: 1
Coding region: 1-465 (154 amino acids)
Source: RefSeq, a predicted model, not a curated record
AUGGAGUCGAUCGCCGCUGGCGCCGCGGUAGGCCUGAUCGAAUGUGCUGUUUGCCAGCCGUUCGACAUGGUAAAGACCCGCCACCACCUGUCCAGCCAGGCCCGGUCCGUGGCCUCCUCGCUGCAAGCCAUCCACGCCGAGGGCGGCUUCCGUCGCUUCUACCGGGGCGUCGGCCCCGAGUUCGCCGGAAUGGUGCCAAAGAGCGCGGCCAUGUACUCCUCAUACGAUGGGGCGCGGCAGCUGCUGCUGGCACACACCUCGCUCGACGAGGUGGCCGCCUCCGUUGCCGCUGGCGCGGCAAGCGGCCCGUUCGAGGCGGCCGUGGUACAGCCCUUCCAGGUGGUCAAGGUGCGGAUGCAGACCAAAGAGUACGUUGGCCGGUAUGCCGGCUCGCUCGACUGCGCGGCGCGUGAGACUAGAGAUGCGGGAACACAGAUCUCAAGCCCGCAGACACCCCUCUUCUAG